Lepus europaeus (European hare) is the source of this 2221-nucleotide messenger RNA. RefSeq names its product ADP ribosylation factor like GTPase 6 interacting protein 1 (gene ARL6IP1). Bases 91 to 702 code for a protein of 203 amino acids. The record is from RefSeq and is a predicted model, not a curated record. Lineage: Eukaryota; Metazoa; Chordata; Mammalia; Lagomorpha; Leporidae. The transcript is spliced from 6 exons.
UCCCUCGCGCUGUGCUCGCUGUGCGGGUUUCGAGUGGAGGUUGAGGUUGAAGGGGCGGCUCGGGUUCGCUGAGACGACCCUAGACGGACGAUGGCGGAGGGAGAUAAUCGCAGCACCAACCUGCUGGCUGCAGAGACUGCGAGCCUGGAGGAGCAGCUGCAGGGCUGGGGAGAAGUGAUGCUGCUGGCCGACAAAGUGCUGCGGUGGGAGAGAGCCUGGUUCCCACCCGCCAUCCUGGCUGUGGUCUCCCUGGUGUUCCUGAUUAUCUACUAUCUGGACCCAUCUGUCCUGUCCGGUGUUUCCUGCUUUGUUAUGUUUUUGUGCUUGGCUGACUACCUUGUUCCCAUUCUAGCACCCAGGAUUUUUGGCUCCAAUAAAUGGACCACUGAACAACAACAGAGAUUCCAUGAAAUUUGCAGCAAUGCAGUGAAAACUCGGCGCAGAGCUGUGGGAUGGUGGAAACGCCUCUUUACACUGAAAGAAGAAAAGCCUAAAAUGUACUUCAUGACCGUGAUCAUCUCUCUUGCGGCAGUCGCUUGGGUGGGCCAGCAAGUCCAUAACCUGCUCCUCACCUACCUGAUAGUGACUUUCUUGCUGCUGCUUCCUGGACUGAACCAACAUGGAAUCAUUUCGAAGUACAUUGGAAUGGCCAAAAGGGAGAUAAACAAGCUCCUCAAGCAAAAGGAAAAGAAAAAUGAGUAGUGCCCGUGCUCGUGCAGGGUGGUUAGCGAAGUAUGCGUUGUCCCCAGACACCGUUUCUCCUUUGCUAUCCGAUACUAAAAUGUUAGAGAAGUCGAUCUUUGCUCUCCCUCACUCUGCCCUUGGUUAAUGAAAAUUCAGACUUGCCGACUCAGACUCUGUGCAUGGUGCCUGCUUGUCCUGUGUAGCUGGGUGCAUUCUCAUCAGUUGGCCUUACACGGACACCUCUUUAGUGAGUAUGAUUUGCUUUGAUUUUUCUCAACCAGCAUUAAUUCAUAGACAACAUUACGUUUAGGCACCUUCCUCUAAAAUAACACAGUGAUGAACUUUGCCCUUUAGUCCAGUUCACAGCGACUUGGGAAACUGCUGGAAGUGACCUUUGCUUUAGCUAACACAGGAUCGUGGUCUGUGGCUGCAGGAAGCCACCUGCUACAGGGCCGUCCGACUUCGUGACUGUAGAGACCAAAUUCACCACUUCUGAUGAUGAGACCAAUUAAGAACCAUUCCUCAUUCUGUUUUUUUACAGUGGGAGAAGAAUCCCCAGGGAAUAACAUGCACCAAUUCCAGGUUUCUCCCAUGUACAAAACUUAGAAAUUUAGAAGAGACACUGGCACUUCCUCCCAGCAGGGAAUAUGACAGGCCUAGCUGUCUUGGCCCCGUGCACUUAGACCGGGGCUAGCAGAUCUUCGAAGGCAGACUGCCAAAAGACGAGAUUCAGGAUGGUUAGCGUGCUUUGGACUUCUGAUCUGCAGCUGACUUCUAAAGUGCACAGCAGGCUAAGACAUGUCUGACCCCUGCUCCAAGAGCAGCCCUUGAAGGACAACAGUCUCUCUGUGUUUAGUCAAGAUUCAUUGCAGUAGGAAAUCAUCUAAUUUUACUGGUUCCUGAGACCAGCAGGAGUCUAAAGGCAAGGCAGCACCAGCCCUUGUCCCAGUCUCUGUAGGUCCGGCACAGCACUCGGCUUGUGUGUGACUUUUUUUUUCUAGAUAAUUCUGUGAAAAAUGCAAGGGCUGCUGGUGAGAGCAGACGUGGAGUGACGAUCAUUGAACCCUGGUCUACAUAGGUGUUGGAACUCCUUGGAAAGUUUCUUGUGAUCAUUCUUGGUAGCUAGUUUAGAGUGGUUGAUAUCUGUGGGAAUAAACCGCUAAGGGCCAAAAAUGUGAACUAUUUGGGAACAAUACUUAAACGAUUAACUAGCUGUAAUAUAGUUUUGUGAAUUUAUUGCACUGAUGCUGUAAACCCUGUUCCCUGUGGUAUAUCUGUCCCUGAGUAGCUGUUGUUUCCCGCCUUUCAAUUUCGCUGUGAACAGUGGCUCCCGUUGUAGCACGUGUUUGUUUUAAUGUUUCAUAUAAAAACUACCUGAAUUUUGUGUGUUUCCUCCUUGUAAAUAAGCCUGUCUUCCUAUGCAGAUUUUUUUGUGAAUAUGCGUUCUACCAAUUAACUACUUUUGCAGUUUUAAUCCUGUAUUAUUUCUUCUACUUUGUUUUGUGUAAAAGGGGAAAAAUAAAAAAGCUGGAAUCUC